This is a messenger RNA of Pestalotiopsis fici W106-1, 1056 nucleotides long. RefSeq lists its product as uncharacterized. Lineage: Eukaryota; Fungi; Ascomycota; Sordariomycetes; Amphisphaeriales; Sporocadaceae. Bases 1 to 1056 code for a protein of 351 amino acids. The transcript has 3 exons. Gene Ontology annotation, molecular function: dioxygenase activity. The record is from RefSeq and is a predicted model, not a curated record.
AUGCCCAAAGCUGCUGCCAUUCCCAUCAUUGACAUCUCCGCCGAGGGUGUGGACGAGCUCGAUAUUGCCAAGGCUUUGGUGGAUGCCGCAGCCUCAUAUGGCUUCGUCUAUAUCAGAAACACCGGCAAGGACAUUGCGGCAGAGCAGGUUCAGAGCGCAUUUGAUAUUUCACGUAAACUCUUCCUCGAGACUCCCAUUGAGGAGAAGCAGAAAUGCAGCAUUCAAAAGAACAACCGGGGCUGGUCCGGGAUGCACACGGAGACUCUAGACCCCAAGACACAGCGCGUCGGCGACUUCAAAGAAGCCUUCAACUUUGGCCCCUUUACAGACGGCAAGCCAGAUCAACCGCUGCCCUCGACACUAGAGGCUGACCAAGCGACCAUUGCGGCGUUUCGGGCCUCCUGCAGCGCCCUGUGCCAACGUAUCCUCUGGCUCUUUGGCGUAGGCCUGUCGGCAGACCCGCCGAGCUUCUUCACGGCCUCGCACUCGGACGCCCGGCCGUCGGGCACGAUUCUGCGCCUGCUGUACUACCCGCCGCCAGGGGAUGCCACCACGUCGUCGGCCCGUGCCGAUGACGUCCGCGCCGGCGCCCAUUCCGACUAUGGCUCCAUUACCUUGCUGUUCCGCCUCGCGGGCCAGGCGGGUCUCGAGGUCCUGACGCCCGAAAACGUCUGGGCGCCUGUUCCCGUGGUGCCGCCGGGCACCGAGGCCGAUCCCGCGCCACCGGUGCUGGUCAAUAUCGGUGACUUGCUCAGCUACUGGACCAACGGUCUGCUUCGCUCCACGGUUCACCGCGUUACGUUUGACGGUGGAAGUGGUGGUGUUAACGGCGAGAGCAGCACUGGGCCGCGGUAUAGCAUCGCCUUCUUCUGCCACCCGGCCAACGACACCAAACUUGAGCCUGUGCCGAGUGCAAGAGUUCGUGAGUUUGCCGGCAGUUUGGACAGCGCCAAGGAGGGCAACCCGUAUGCUGAACGCAAAGUGCUGACAGCAACGGAGCAUUUGCAAAUGAGGCUUGAGGCUAGUUAUGCAAAGUUGUAUGAGAAAAAGGACUAG